This is a messenger RNA of Prorocentrum cordatum, 969 nucleotides long. The record is from the annotation of a GenBank genome assembly. NCBI's taxonomy places the organism in Eukaryota, Dinophyceae, Prorocentrales, Prorocentraceae.
AUGGGACGACAUCGGCGGCCUGGAGGACACGAAGCGUGCGUUGCAGGAUCGACCAUCUUGUACCCCAUCGACCACCCAGAAAAGUUCGAGAAGUUCGGCAUGACGCCCUCCCGAGGUGUGCUCUUCUACGGCCCCCCGGGAUGCGGCAAGACGCUGCUCGCCAAGGCCGUGGCCAGCGAGUGCUCGGCCAACUUCGUGAGCAUCAAGGGCCCUGAGCUGCUCACCAUGUGGUUCGGCGAGUCCGAGGCUAAUGUCCGGGAGGUCUUCGACAAGGCCAGGGCCGCGGCCCCUUGCGUGCUUUUCUUCGACGAGCUCGAUUCGGUGGGCGUGGCGCGUGGGUCUGGCGGCGGAGACGCGGGAGGCGCGGGAGACCGCGUCAUGAACCAGCUGCUGACGGAGAUCGACGGCGUGGGCGUGAAGAAGAACGUCUUCUUCAUCGGCGCCACUAAUCGCCCCGAGCUCCUCGACGAGGCCCUGCUGCGGCCUGGCCGGCUUGACCAGCUGAUCUACAUCCCGCUGCCCGACCUGCCGGCCAGGCAGAACAUCCUCGAGGCCACGCUGAAGAAGUCUCCCAUCGCGCCCAACGUGCCUCUGCCCUUCGUGGCGCAGAAGACCGAGGGCUUCUCUGGGGCCGACCUCGCCGAGCUCUGCCAGAGGGCGGCCAAGGCCGCGAUCCGCGACGCCAUCGCAGCGGAGGAGCUGAAGGCGGGCGACGACGCGAUGGACGACGGCGCCGCCAGCGAGAUCGGCAGGAAGAAACACUUCGAGGAGGCCUUCGCGGGUGCCCGCCGCUCUGUGGCCGCCACGGACCUGGCGAAGUUCGACCAGUUCCGCAAGAAAUUCGACCCCGUCUACAUGACCCAGUCUGGCGGCGGCAGCGGAAUGGUGAUCAAUUGGCCGGAUGGUCCCGGCAUUGGCGGAGGCAACGCCGCAGCGGCUGCGGACGAUGACGAUGACCUUUAUGGCUGA